GAAGUUUCUUGGGUCAGCAACCAAUCGCAGUCGCCCAGUUACUUGGCUUGCUUGAGUAUGGCGGUUGUACUUUACGCAGGAUCUCCAUGACGGAAGAAAAAGCGAUGGAGAGCGGCAAUCUCUCGCCCCUUGGUGGUUCCGAGGAGCACGAUCCGCUCUGCGCCAUAUGCAACACUGGUUACAAGCAACCUAGAUUACUGGCCUGCCUGCACACCUACUGCGAGGCCUGUCUCGAGUCGACGUUAGAAAAGCAGGCUGCGGCAAACAAAAGCAGUGCUGGGAAACACGAACUCGAGUGCCCCGAAUGCGGCCACAAGACAAAAAUAGCGGGGCGAGGUGUUGUGGACAGCUGCCCACUGGAGCAUGUGAUGGUGAAUGAGCUGGACCGUGUAGCACUGGAAAAUCUAAGCAUGGUGUGCACCUCCUGCAAGGCUAAGGAAACAGCGGUGGCCCGCUGCAACGACUGUGCCUCCUUUUUGUGCAACAACUGUGUGACCGCGCAUCGCUACAUGCGCUGCUUCGAGAGCCACGCUGUGGUGACCUUUGAAGAGCUGGGAGGCGCACCAGACCCCGAACAGAUGGCUCAGGUUCACCGGCCGCUCACCUGCGCCACCCACACCAGCGAACUGCUCAAACACUACUGCGUCACAUGCCAGGUACCUAUCUGCAAUGAGUGCACACUGGGCGAGCACAAACCCCCCGAUCACGAGUGCGAGCGAGCAUCUGAGGCGGGCACCAAACAGAGGGAAGAGCUGACGACGUUGCUAACGGAAAGCAAGAACCACCUGCAGUCUUUCGAAGAGUCUCUCGAAUUACUGCAAAAUGGUCUUACAGACCUCCAGCAGCAGCGGGACACAGCCAAGACAAUAAUACAGGAGACCUUCGAGAAGUAUAAGUCUUUCUUAGAACGACGCCAGGAACAGCUCCUCGAAGAACUGGAGAGCUUGCACUCCGAGGAAGAGCUACACAUAAUGGACUCGCUGCACCUAGCAGAGAAGACUACAGAGCACAUUGAAGAGGCCUGCAACUUUGGGAAACGUCUGUUGGAACACGCAAAUGAUGUUGAGCUCCUGUCUCUCAAACAGGUGGUGAGCGCGCGCCUGAGGAGCCUUAUCGCAGACACCCCGAAGCUGGAAGCGCCGGGUGAAAUGGCAUUCGAGUUUGACAUUGAGCGUUUCGAGAAAGCGCUGCCUUCUCUGUGUGGCCAGCUGCGACGGCCUCGCACCGCAUCCGUACCUUCACCACCACCACCGCCGGCGCAGCAGGCGCCUCUGUCAGCAUCACCAACUCCUUCCUCCUCUCCCGUUGGUUGUCUCGGAGGCAACACUUCUUCCUCGCCCAUCCAUUCUGCCUCCUCGUCCAUCGGAGGAGGCAACGUGUCUCCACUGCAUUCCGCAGCAUCGUCGCUCGUGGGCGGUGUCAGUAGUGCACCCAUGGUUGUCGGAUGUGCCAGCAUGUCCCCCAUCCACGCCAGUGCGUCUCUGGGCGCAGCGGGCGGGGACAGUUUGUCGCCACCUCUUCACCACUCGGGAGCGCCGUCGUUGGAAGAUGCAGCAGCAGCCGGAGACCCAUUUGCUGCACUUUCUGCCGCAGCGCCUCUGGAGGUUGGUCUGCUGACAAGUGCAGCGGCACAGUACAACCUAGCACGCCUGGCAAACAUGGCUGAGAGCCCCGACGACACGGAGUCAUCUGAUGGUACCGUCACAAUGGCAGACCUGCUGCUGGACCCCUCACUGGGUGUGUCGGCAGCGGAACAGAAUGUGCUGAACAAUCUGACUGCCCUUGCCAAGCUUGGCUCGGUGUCGCUCAACAAUGCAGGUCAAAUCAUGUUGAAUGGCCAAGUGGUGCCAGGUCUCACUCUGGAGCCAAAUCCACAGACGUCUCCUCCUCCCCCUCUGCUCUCCUCUGGGCGGCCAAGCAGCAGCAGCAGUGGCAGCCUCGUUGGCUCCCAUCAGCAGCUGCUGGACUCUCUACUCAAUGGCUCGGCACUCUCCCCACGCACCUCUUCCCGAGGAUCGCCCAUGCUUGACAGCCUGGUCAAUGGCAGCUCCAUAUUGGGACCAAGGGUGCCCAUCCUGGCAGCUGGCAGCGGUCUCGUGUCACCAUCACUACCAGUGCAAUCUGGGUAUGUGCCUCCUCCACGCAGUGCCAGCACGAAGUUGAACACGAUGCAGAUAAGGUGCAAAUUUGGCCAAUUGGGCCCGAGCAAGGGCCAGUUCAGCUCGCCACACGGCUUCUGCUUGGGCCUCGAAGAAGAGAUUAUAGUGGCAGACACCAACAAUCAUCGUAUCCAAGUGUUUGACAAGUCUGGAGAGUUUAAGUACACCUUUGGAGUGGCCGGAAAGGAGGAAGGACAGCUGUGGUAUCCACGAAAGGUGGCUGUUAUCAAGAGCAGUGGAAAGUACGUCAUUUGCGAUCGAGGGAACGAGCGGUCACGUAUGCAGAUCUUCACCAAGGGUGGCCACUUUAUCAAGAAGAUUGCAAUCCGCUACAUCGACAUUGUAGCUGGCCUGGCCAUCACUGCAGAGAAUAAGAUAGUCGCUGUGGACAGUGUGUCGCCAACUGUAUUCGUCAUUUCAGAGGCAGGCGAGCUUCUGCUGUGGUUCGACUGCAGCGAGUACAUGAGAGAGCCCUCGGACAUAGCCAUCAGUGGCCGGGAGUACUACAUCUGCGAUUUCAAGGGCCACUGUGUCAUAGUGUUCAAUGACGAAGGUCACUUCAUCCGCAAGAUUGGAUGUGACGGGAUGACCAACUUCCCCAACGGGAUCGACAUCAGCGACGCAGGCGACGUGCUCGUGGGGGACAGCCAUGGCAAUCGUUUUCAUGUUGUGGUCUUCUCGCGCGACGGCUUGCUCCUGUCCGAGUUUGAGUGCCCCUACGUGAAAGUGAGCCGCUGCUGUGGCCUCAAGAUCACCUCGGAGGGCUAUGUGGUCACACUGGCAAAGAACAACCACCAUGUGCUUGUGCUCAACACUCUUUACAUUGUCUGAAAGGGGUUGGCGAAUGGGAUAUCGUUGGCACCUGCUGCCACCGUUGGUCGUGCGCACCACUGUCUCUGCCCUACCUCCGAAGCGGUGCAUUUUUGUCUGGCUGCAUCCCCCCCCCUUUUUUUUUCCUUUUUAAUAUUUUUUUUCUCCCCCAGUUAGUACCUCUGGGCAGCCUCCCAUGUGCUCCCUGACUUUCGCUGCGCGCCUGCCCCCUCCUCCCGACCUCCUCCGGCAUCCUUUUGAUGCAUGCGUGUCGGCUGUGUUUGGCCGCACCAGGGAGGAGGCCUGCUCCUCGUAGCGUGGCUCUCUGCCUUCGGUUGAUCAUUCGUCGUUUGCCACACAUGCGUUAUUGUCCUUCAUUUCAUUAGGUGCCUUAUACUGUGUUUUUGUUUUUGUUUUUUGCUUGUUACCUUCACUGCCUCUUUCCUUUUUUGCCAUUUUGCAUAGAACACACCUGCCUGUAUUUUGCUCGGCUGCUUCUCGCUUUUUUUCAUUUCUCUACAUUUCGUUUUUUUUUUUUCCUCGCGAAUUGCGAAGCAGCAGCUCCUUUGGAACUAUUACUGGGCAUUGUUACUCUUUCUAGAAGGACUCGACACGAGUGCUGUUUUCAAGGCACACCAGCACAGCUGGUUCACCCUAAUUCCCCCACUUCAUUAAUCAUUAAUGAAAUGUUUUAUUUUUAAAGGUUAGUCUGUACUCCCCAACAUUUCCUCAUGGGUUGGCAACUGCUCUGCACUGUAUCGGUCAUUCCACGUCAUCGUCUUUUUUUUUUUAAACUUUACUACCGUUUUCUUCAGUUGCACUCCCGUCUCUCGCCUGCCUCCUCUGUGUGUUAACAGUUAUAGCUAGGCUCCCAAAGACACACAAAGUAAUAACCUCCUGGUGUUUACACAACUUAGCUUUCCUUUCCUCCUACCCUCUCAUUUACGAAGAGAGAGCGAGUGUUCGAACGGUGUCGCGUUGCAGUGCAGCGUUCCUCACUCCUGCUUUCGGUUUCCCAGCUACCUACUGUUUUCGCACACGAGCUUGAGAAGACACACAAAUUGCUAACUGUGAUAUUCUUAAAAUGUUUUUUGCUGUGUAAUUAGUGUUGUUAACACUUCACUUCUUUCUUUCUUUUUUUUUUUUUCAGCUCGUCAAAACAGUUUUCUUACCUGGCCUGUAAUCUCAUCUUUAAGGUUCAGUCGUCUUUUUUCCAUUUUUUACUCUGAAGUAUUCUGGCCAGUUGUUCUUUGCAAGUGUAAGUGAGCAUUACAGUCUUGUAAGCUAUUCCAGUACAAACGUUUGUUUCUUUUUUCUUCAGUGAUUUUUUUUCUCUAUAUUUUUCAGUGCGCGUCGCCGUGUUGAGGCGCGACAUUCCCUGCCUUAGCUAGGAGCUUGUUUUGUGCUCCUGUUAGUAUUCUGGGUAGCCGUCUACUUAGCGUUUGAAAAAUGGGCGAAACGAAAGCAUGUUUAUUAACAUGGCUGUUCUCUCACCAUUAUAGCAGCUAUGUGCGAGUCUGCAAGCACAGACGGAGCAGUUUAGAAGCCUCGUGUGCUCACCAUUCGCGUGUGUUGCAUUUUUGCUAUAUUUGCAGUGGUGGUUUUACACGAGCCUGAUCACGAGCAUCCAGCUUUACUGCUGCUGACGUGACCCCCACCCCCGUUUUUAAAAAUAUUUUUCUUCUAAAGGUAAAGAAAUUAACCUGUAUAGGAACAUUUUUUACUUUUUUCUAUUUAGUCUUGCGGUUAACAGCCAUUUUCCUUCAAUGACACGAGCCCCCUCAUAAUUUCUCUUAACAUUUUAAAGCAGAAAACAUUGGAUACAGAUUAGGCCUUCUUUCCACUCCUGCUAGGUAUUCUCAGGUUUAGCGUCAACUAUUUGAAGACACCAACGGUCUAGAAGGAUCAUAUAAAUAUAUAUAUAUAUAUAGUAUAUAUGUAUACACACAACAUAUAUAUACCCUCGUGCCUAGUCCUUUUUACUAUGAUUUAGUGGUUUUUUAUACAUAUAUAUAUAUAUAGUAUAUACAUACAUAGCGAACGUGCCAUGUGGGUUCACUCCCAGCUCUAUUCUGAAGCAAAAGAAAAACAAAAAAAAAACAGUAUGUGUUGCACUAUGUACCAUUACUCGCAGGUAUAUCACAAAAGAGUGUUAACGGCUGAAACGGUGUUUACACACAAGCAGCAGCAGCAGCAGCAGCCGCCACCACUGCAACAGCAUUGCCAUUGUCGUCCGAGGAGAUUUGUCACACAAUCUUUCCACUCUUUAACUUUUUCUUCAUCUCCUCUCAGUGUGAGCACUCAUAUACCUGUACUGACUACUACUACUACUUCUACGUCCUCCCACGUUUCCCCUCCACACCCUUGAGAGCCAAACGAAAAAGAAAAAAAAAAGGAAAACGGAUGCUCAAGCGGCUCUUGUGUCUUCUCACGCCCAGUCCCUUCCUCCUCCUACAGUCGUCUCUCACCCCACUGGCUUUCUCGCUUUCGCUGCGGACACCAAUACCGCGUCUUGUCGCUGUUUUCGCGUUUCGAGCCUUUGUUGUGUGCGUCGCCGUCAUUGCUUUUUCUCUCUCAUUCUCGUUGGUUGUUUGAUUUUAGAACUGCAUGUGGGGCAGGUGAUUGUACGACGAGUGUCACAGCUCGCUCGGUGUGGUCCUGAUUUGCGGUUCCUCGCGUACGGUAGCACGUUGUAUAAGAGUCUCGCUGCUUCUGCUUUGCGCUGGUGGAGUAAUGUGGAGGAAGAGGGUGCAUUGCGCGAUUGCGUCGUCUUCGGAGGUGGGACACUGUCUAGUGGGCUGUGGUAUGCACUGCGUCUCGCAGUGCAGAGAGCAAAGGGAGGGGAAAUACUUGCAGCCAAAAGUUCCUGUAUAAUUUUUUUUUUUUUCGUCCAUGGGACGAGCUUGUUGUGCUUUAUAUAUAUAUAUUUUUUUUCAUGAGGGCACUUGUGGUCUCUCAUGUGCUGCAUUAUUUGGGGCUUGACUUGUGUGUGUGUUUGCGGAGGUUUUCCUCUUUUUUUGUGUGUGUGCACGUGUGUGCACCGUUUGUGCAACAUUAACGAAGUGCGGUGGCUGCAUUUGGCACCACCUUUCUCUGUUGUUGGCACCAAUGCGUUUGGUUUUUCCUUCGCCUUAAAAAAGAGAUCAUAUUAAUGAGCCGUAGUCACAGAGGUUUUGUUGUCGAGCCAGCUGACUUUCGCUGCUCACUUUUCAUUCCUAGAUGUGCACUUUCAUUCAUUUUCAACUGCUUUCGCGACCCCUUUCCCCGCCAAUCCCUUGUUUGUUUCUUUUCUUUUUUUUUCUCUCCUUUUUGUCGUCGCAUUGUGCAGUUAUUCCAGCCCCAUUUGCUUGGCACAGUUAAAUACUGCACACACUUUUGCCUGGUGUGUACACAUUUUCUACGCAUACCUCAAUUUUACAUCAUCUUAAUUUUGAUAUCGUGCAGCUACGCAGCACGCGCCCCAAACUGUGGAAGCGCAGUUCCCUUUGUUAUACAUUUUUCUUUCCUGCUUUUUGUUCUUCCCGCAUGCAGCCGUUCAUUGCAAACGAGACGGUGUAGAUUUCUCCCGAUCCCUCGUGUCUUGUGAUUUUACAAUUAGCUCGUCUUCGUGUGUUGUUUCAUUUGGCUUGUGUAGCGUGCUGCCUGCAGUAAUCUUUUUGCCUUUAUUUGUCGAGUGUACGUUCUGAGAAGAAAAGACAAUUUACCUUUAGAGCUUUUUUUUCCUCUCAGUUUUUCAUUGCCAUUUUCUUCUUCAUUCACAGUGCAUUUGCAUCUCUAGCGUGCCUGAUGUUACGUACACACGUAUAUAUAUAUAUACACAUAUAUAUGUAUACACACACACAUAUACUUACCAUGUUAUUAUUAAUGGUGAUGGAGAGUUUGCUGCCACGUGUUCUACUCCCGUGUGGCGCUUAACGUGCUGCGCUGCGUUGUCGCUUUGCGCUCUUGCAAAGUUUUGCGUGCGUGUGUUGCCAGCAAUAUUAUGAAGGGAUGGGUACGGGCAGCAAGCAGCAUCAGCAGCCAAGUGUGAGCGCUUUUCGCCAACAUUCCACGGCAGCCACUUUUUAGGCGCUCUAUAUAUUUUUCUUUAAAGAAACUGUUGAGAGAGGAAAUUGCCUUCUUUUACUGGAUCUUAUACAACCUCGUCCUUUUUGAAUAACUUCCCAUUCUUCCCUUCAUGUUUGUUUUGAGGAGUCUUGCCACUAGCGGCGUGCUGCUCGAUGCAGAUAGGUAGGGGGGGGGGGGAAAUCAGCUUGUUCGUUGCCUUUGAUUGAGAGACAGUACAAUGCAUCUUUCCCAGUAACAUGUGGCGGCAAAACCCAUAUUACACGGUGUUCAUUUUUAUAAAAUAACUUUUUUUUUUCUCCUCCCUUCUUUUUAAAGAGCCCUUGCCUUUUUCUCUCGUUCUGUGCCUUUCUUGUUUUCCUUUGCAAAUUUUUGCAAGGCAUCCAUGUGUGCAUACAUUUAAAUGCAUCUAGUCAGAAUCUUGAGCACUUGUGUGCUUUUUUUUUUUCUUUUUUUUCCCCCUGUGUGAGCUUAUUAGAAAGGUGUUGACAGUUUGAAAGAAGUGUACCCUGCUUUCCUUUUGGAAGCUGAUCCUCUGGCUUUGCUGGUUUAUUAUCAUUACUUCCACAUUUUUUCCCCCUUGUUUGCUCUUUUAUGUGAUGUUACUUUUAUUUGAGGUAUUUUACGCCUAUUAAAAAAAAGUUUGGCAGUGUCUGCAUGUGAACCUCGCUCUGGAAAGUGCUUUUCCAGUGCUUUUGCAAUUAGUGUCUUACCUUGUAGGGCGCACCGACUGUUUUGUUAAGUGCUUGGCAUUUCCUUGGGCAUUUCUUGCCAGCUUGCAACAAGUGCCCCCAAAAGUUGGAGCAUGUCAUGCGUGCUUGAAGCAAAAAAUGUCUACGUAAUGCUUUGGAAGUAUCCGAUCGGUAACAAAGAAAGAAGGAAAAGUAUCUUGGCAGGUAUCAACUUGGAGGAACAAAGUGAAGCAUAAUAGAACUUCUCACAUUUACAAGAAUUUCUUCUCUCUUCUUGUCUGUGUGGUUUUUUUUUUUUUUCAUAAGCUUGAGAGUUGUUGUAAGGCUUUGUUUUUUUGCAAUGGUGUCUUGUGUGUAUGUGUUGUGAUACGUUUUUUUUUUUAAUCCGCUUGUUUUACAAAUCGCUGUGACAAGACUGUGACACUCAUUUUGUAUUUCUCAGUUGUCGGGGAUGAGACAUUUUUCCCCAACUGACAAGCCUUUAUUUGCACGUAGUCUGCCAAUAUUAUUAUUGUACAACAUGAAUAUUAUACUAUUGUAUAUUAUACAUUACCCAAUGGGGAUUGUUUUCUGGGGAAAGGGCAGUAUUUUUUGCAAUGUUUUUUUUUUUUUUUUUUGCAGGGUCCUUAAUAUUCUGUCUUUAUUUUUGUGUCUUUCAGCGAAGAGAGUCAUUUGUGGAGUAGAUAGAACGUGCCGCUCAUCUACUUGAUAGGGUUGAUGAAACAAGGCCUUUUUUUAUUUCUUGUCGAUACUUUUACAAGCCAUACAAAAUUUGUUUUAGUGUCUCUUUUUUUUGUCGCAUAAUCUUUGUUGGCAAGUAGCUUAGGGUACAUUGCACUGCUUCACAACAUUUACUGUUCUUAACCUUCGCAAGGUCAUGUCGUACUGUCUUGCACCAUAUCUGCUAGUGCCUUUCUGUUGAUAUUGAGCAAAGACUAGCUCGUGCAGCUUAUCAUUUUCCUCACUUGCUGUUCACUGCGAUUGCCACGACUCAUCAACUAUGCACACCAUCGCUCUUCUAUUGGCAGCGUAUAUCCGUUAUCUCCCCAAUCACCUUGCCGUAACAUUGGAAAGGGAAAAAAAAAUGAGCAGUCCGUAGAAAAGUCUGUAUGAAUUCCAUCUCUCCUUGCACAUUUUUUCUUCAGUCCACACAUUACCCACUCUUCAUGAGAUAUAUGUAUACAUUUUUUGUCUUUUGUGACACUUGUUUACUGCUUAGGCUGUUUCCGCAGCUUGUACUACCAGACUAGUCCAUUUAUAUUGAGACAGCAUGAAGUGAAGCUUACACAAACUUAGACUGCAUGAGUGAGAUUUAGGGAUAAGAGAGAGAACCGGUAACCACUGUGCUGACCCCUCCCCCCUUCCCCCUAAUUCCUCUUGUUUUUGUUUUGAUUUUUUACUGCCUUUUACCUCAGUAGCUCCACACAUGCACUACACCCCUUGUCUGUCAUUGGGUCCUCCUUGUAUAGCAGAAAUCAGACGUGUCAGGUGUGUCAAGAGUUAACCACACAGUGAACAAGAGGCCAUGUGUGUGUAUGUGUGUGUGUGUGUGUGUGUAGGAAGAGAGCCUAUUUUUUGUGUUUUUCUUUUUCCACUCUUAAUCUAUGCAAAGAUGUUAUUUUGCCUGUGGCACACGCUUGCAACACUGUUUGGCCGCUGCGGUUUUGCUGGAAGAGCUCAGUCAGUAUUCCAGGGGCCCAGUCUUGCUCGCUGCUGUUGUGGCAUCCUUUCCCUCCCUGCCCGUUUCUUUUUUCCCGGCGCCCUCCUUCUGCAGCGGGGCAUCGCCCGCUUUCUAAAGGACAAGCGCCCACCCCCUUUUGACACUCAAAUAAUCCUAGAGCAAUAAAGAGGCGUGCUAGAUGCUACAUAGCGAGGCCCCCUUCCCCGGGAGCAGUCACUUUUUCAGGCCAUAAAAACCACUUUGAUUUGCGCCACCCGCACAGUUGCCGCCACUGCCGUGACCGGGUUUUCCCCACUCUGCUUCCCAUUUCUCUGGUUCUUGCAAUCAGGGACGCUUGUUGUCCUGGCAUUUGCAAUGGGAGAGGCGAGUCUCACGUAGAUGGCAUGCAGCAUUGAAGACAAAAGCCACCUGGGCAUUGUAGCGGCUGUCUCGUUUGGCCACACUGCAAAAAAGCAUUAUGCCGAAGUCAGUGUAUCGGUUGUUGCUGCCAUGAUUCUAGGGUACUCUUUGUUACGCAUGUGCCGUCAACUUGUUUACUACUUGUAUGUGAAAGUAGCAGUUGUCGGAGCUGCCAUCAGUCGCGCAGUUUGUCUGGGAUGUUUGAGGUUUUACACAGUGAAGUUCGGCACACGACUCUUACUGUGCAGAGCGUUAGGCAUGCCUAGCAAGCUCUAAGGCAGCUCGUAGCGCUACCAGGAAACUAAUGUACCCGAGAAUCGUGGCCACAAGCUGAGCAUGACGUGAAGUAAAUGCUCAUUUUGGCAUGAAGUUUUACAGUGUGGUAGUGAUUGCACAGGGUGUGGCAAUGUUGACACCGUCAAAGGUGUGCCAGUUGGCAGGCAAGCUAAAGCGUCUGAUGAGCUGCUAAUGCUAUGGGGCAAAUGUCUUUAGCAGCAUGCCACAGUGCAGCAGUGCGCGCAGAUAUUAGGGGAGGGGGGGAGGGGUGACUUCGCAUUGCUAGCGUUUUCCAGUGCUUCCGGGUGUUAAACAAAUAUAUAUAUAUAUAUACAUACUAUAUAUACACACUUUUUUUUUCUCUCAUUCCUUGAAUUCACUCAUCCCCUACUGCAGCACUUCAAGGCGGAGGAGAUUCCUUAUUGCUUUGUCUCUCACUCUCUCAUUGUAAAAGCCAAAAGUAGACCAAAUUCCUUGGGCCAUCCUUGUUGCAAGUGAUGUCAUGUGGUAGUUUCUCUGAAGUGUUGCGAAAAAAUGACGAAGAAAAAGCGUGAAAAAAAAGUUAUUUUUCUCCCUCUUUUCAAUCCCCCCGAUGUUUCCGUGGUUUACACUUUUGAGACGUUUAAUGUUUAUGUAUUUUACACGAGCACUGAUAUAUUUUUGGUGCUGUUUUACAAUGGCAAGAAUUUAAAGUGGUAAAAAUAACAAAAAAAAAAUAAAUAGAUGUGCAGUUCACCCAAGCUUGCGUACUGCAAGUAUGUUACCAUGCUGAGCAGGAGAGAAUAGGAGGUGAUGAUAAAAAAAGUCGGAGCAGCCAUUUUUUUGCCAUCCAAGCUGGAUCUUGUUGAGAUUUUCGCGCUGGCUUUGUGCCUACAUGGCUGUUCAUUACAUAAGUGGAGGUGAUGGAGAAGAAAAAAGCAAGUUGAAGUAUAUAUACAUAUAUAUGUUGGUACAAAGCAGUUUUUUCUCGUCUCGUGUGCAUGGCUCUCGUGAGCGUUCAAGACACUAUUGUCUGGGCAUUUGCUGAACCAUGCGUCCGAGAUGCUCGGUUAUAUUGCAUUUACUUGUACUAUUUUUGGAAAGCAGUUAAAUGGAAAUGAUUUGUAACAAUGUUUCAUGUUAAUUCCAAUAAAGGCAGUUGCAACCGUUU
This is a messenger RNA of Rhipicephalus sanguineus (brown dog tick), 11232 nucleotides long. RefSeq names its product B-box type zinc finger protein ncl-1 (gene mei-P26). NCBI's taxonomy places the organism in Eukaryota, Metazoa, Arthropoda, Arachnida, Ixodida, Ixodidae. Gene Ontology annotation, cellular component: chromatin; nucleoplasm. Gene Ontology annotation, molecular function: ubiquitin-protein transferase activity; protein binding; zinc ion binding. The transcript is spliced from 11 exons. Bases 87 to 2990 code for a protein of 967 amino acids. Gene Ontology annotation, biological process: positive regulation of DNA-templated transcription. The record is from RefSeq and is a predicted model, not a curated record.